This is a messenger RNA of Brassica napus (rape), 498 nucleotides long. RefSeq lists its product as uncharacterized. The record is from RefSeq and is a predicted model, not a curated record. Bases 166 to 348 code for a protein of 60 amino acids. The transcript has a single exon. Lineage: Eukaryota; Viridiplantae; Streptophyta; Magnoliopsida; Brassicales; Brassicaceae.
AAUAUAACUCGGCUUUCGCAAGUAAGACCUCACAAGUCACAAAGGCAAAAGUUCUGCAGACGCGGCAAACAUAGAGAGAAGAAACAUAUACCUCAAAAGCGCAAUACACAAACCAGACGAAGAAGAAAAUCCACUUUUAGAUUUCUCCUACAAAUCAAACACAAUAUGGUGUCUCAAAAGCUAGAGAUCUGCAUCGAAUUAGUGAAGAUUGGCGUCGUUUUUGUCGCCACUGUGGCUGAAUCAGUAGAAAAAGCUUUCCGUAAGCCACCACCGUCGCUUCCGGCAGUUCAUGAUAGUCGCCGGAACAAUUACGCCGACGUUCCUAUUCCUCUCGUUGGAUUCAUGUGAUGAGCUUUUUUUUGGGUUUUGGCCUCGUUAAAGUUAGUAGCUCUCGUGCCAUGUGGCGUUUUGGAAGUUGUUGGUUUGUGUAUAUAAGAAUCUUGAAGAGUUACAGAUGAAUCAAAUCGUCAAUGCUUAUAAAACUUUUUGACUAUUAAA